AUGGCUGAGCAACAAUCACGUGGAAGUGUACCGGUUCUGCAGGCCGUGGGAAUCAUUGCGCCGACAUUAUAUACGGGCUUCACAUUCGCCUACCCCCACGUUCUCAUCCCGCCACUCACCACGCAUGCGCCGCCCAAGCUGCUCGCAAGGCAAUGGCUGCAGGCGUAUCGCUUUGCACCUACAUUCGUGGCUCCGCUCGUCAUGCUAGGCACUGCGAGUAACGCCUUACUUGCGUAUUUGUUCUUCUCUUCCUCGUCCUUUUCUGCAGCUGCAAAACUGUAUGGUCUCGCUGCCCUCGCAACAGCAUCCAUUGCGCCGUACACAGCGCUGUACAUGGAGCCGGGGGUCAAUGGCGCGGGAAAAUGGAAGGCGCGCGAGUUGCUGGGCGGGGACGAAGUAGUGUUCAAGGGCAUGGGACGCGGCACUGAGAGGGACUCUGCGACGGGGGCGGCGAAGAGCUGGGCUGAGGGGGUGGAUAUGAAGUGCAUUGUGGAAACAUGGGCAAGGCUGAAUGCCUGGAGAUAUGUGAUUACUGCUGCGGCAACGAUUUGUAGUGCGGGCGCGACGGUGCUAGGAAGGUGA
Molecule: messenger RNA, 582 nt
Organism: Exserohilum turcica Et28A
Lineage: Eukaryota; Fungi; Ascomycota; Dothideomycetes; Pleosporales; Pleosporaceae
Exons: 2
Coding region: 1-582 (193 amino acids)
Source: RefSeq, a predicted model, not a curated record